CUGGCCUGGUGGGUUGGCCCCAAAGCCCCAAAGCCCCCAAUGCUUGAUGGUGGGGGGGACGGGGACGUGGACGAGGUGGCGUUGACACCAGGAAAUCAUCACCACUGCUCGGUUCGAACUCGUGUCUCAGCUCGCACGUUUCCAAGUGGAGAUGGCCGCGGUGAACAUAACCGAGGGCCAUGCAGACGUUGACGGACAACGGCUUUUCUAUCGCGAAGCGGUGGCGCCUUCCGUGCCUCGGCGCUUCUCGGUUUUACUCUUGCACGGCAUGAAGUUCUCCUCCGAGACCUGGCUCACACUCGGCACCCUCAAGGAACUGGCCGAGGCCGGAUAUCGGGUGGUAGCGCUCGAUCUUCCAGGCUACGGACGGUCUGCUUCCUAUCAGCUGGCAGGCCUGCGCCUGGGAGAAAUUGCGCAGGGCACGUUCCUGAAGCUCGUGUCAGAGAGCCUGCAGCUGGGUCCCUGCGCACUCGUGUCUCCGUCCAUGAGUGGCAUGUUCUCUCUGCCGUUCCUGCUGGAGCACGAGGCUCUUGUCCGUGGCUUUGUCCCCGUGGCUCCCAUCUGCACGGACAAAUUCACGGCGGAGCAGUACAAGAAGGUGCAGGUGCCUAGCUUGAUUACCUAUGGCUCCCGGGAUUCCCAGCUCGGGGAAUCGUCCCUGUCGAACCUCCGAAACCUCCCCAACUCGACCGUCCUGAAGAUGGAGGGCGCGGGUCACGCCUGCUACCUGGAUAGCCCAGCUGAGUGGCACUCGGCACUGCUUGCCUUCCUGGGCAGCCUCAAGUAAUCCCGCGGCAGGGUGGUUCUGGCGCGUGGCGCUGCACAAGUCAACAGAAUUGUUGCCAUAAAACAGGAGCACAGUAAUUGUAGUAGCGAUGAUUGUGAUGACGAUGAUAACGACGGUGGUUGCUGGAGUUCCCUGCUUCAAUUUUAGGCUUGCCGUGUGGCGUAUAUUUCUACGUACGAGGAGCAGAGGUCGCAAUCGUGUACCUGAUACCCGUACCCUACCCGAUACCCGGCUACCCGUACCCAGCCGGGUACGGGCACCCGUUUGCGACCCUGGUGCGGCCGGGUACGGGUACGGGUAGGCCGUGAGUCACUGGUGAGUCAUCGUUUGUCACUCAUUUCCCAACGUCGUGUCUCUUCACACAAUUCAAGUUCCUAGAAUCAACCCACCCGCGCCUGCAACAUGGCUUCAUCCCAGAGGUCGCAAUCAGGUACCCGAUACCUGUACCGUACCCGUACCCGGCCGGGUACAGGUAGGGUACGGGUACGGGUACGAGUACCCGUUUGCGACCCUGGUGCGGCCGGGUACGGGUAAGGAAUCAAAACCCGUUUGCGACCUCUGAUGAGGAGUAGUUACAAAAAAAUAAUUUGACCGAUAAUUGCGAUGGAAAUGAAAGUGUAUAAGUGUGCCUUGAUGUUUAUUGACGCUAUACGUUGGCGACUGUCUUUCACUGUCGGGGCCAGAAUUAAAUAGAAUAGAAUAAUAGAGGAACUCUGCAUGAGUGGAAUUGAACUCGUCAACGUGAUGAGUGAAUCUGUCAUCAAACUGAAACUAGAUCUGAAAUAAAAGCAAACGAGAUAUAUAAUUACACUGCCUAUCGUUCUCUAUUCUGUAAGUAAUUCGUAUUUGUCGGGACCAGCAGAUAUCUCACUCUCCCUGUCAAGCGCAGACCCCUGGGUAUUCACAGACACGACACAGAAGGAGCACACACACACAACGCAAUUAGAGGGUUUGUCACUUGUGCUAUGGGUGUACUGGAGUUGGUAUCUCAUCGUUUGACAUAACCAUGCUGGUAUAAUGUGCAUCUCUCAUCCGUGUGUGUGUCAUUUUGAUAUGGCGAGCAGUAGUGCAGUGGUUCGUUCACUGCGCUACAAAUCCUGGUGAGUGAAUUUGUCAUCAAACUGAAACUAUAUCUCAACUGAUAAACGUGUAUAGGUGUGCCCUGAUGUUUAUUGGCGCGAUACGUUGCAGCAACAUAAGUGUGGGGCGGUGACGUGGCCGAGAUUCGUGGUUCGAACCACAGUGGCCACCCUGGUUAAUACUGCACGUAUAUUCAACCAAUACAUACUCGCCAUCCGCUUCACAGUGGAUGCUAAAAUCCCAUGACAUAAUACGAAAAAGAGUAGGCCAUUUCGUACCGGCAUCGUAUUUACUAAAUUUCUAGAUUUACGUUGGUUAGUCGCAUCGCCGCUUACUAUGAAAAAUUACUGCAGACUGUAAUUGUCUGUGAAACAUAGCGCCUUUGUGAUGGCCCUGGGUGGUAAUAAUGGUGGCAGCGAUUGGAUGUGAUCAUUAUUUCAAUUUGCAAUUCACUUAGGACCUGAUUAUAGUUUUUAUGGUUAAGGAUUGUACCCAAAAUUCCAUUGGGAAUGUCAAAUGCUAAGAUUUUGCAAUCACCGCUGCAGGAAAUUGUUGGAAUUGAGGUGGGUUUAAUACUUAAUAUUCUUAUGCAUAUAUAAUUCAUAUUUUCCUUUUGCUAGUGAGAUAUAUACGUAUGUAUUCCCACAAAUAGUUAAUGAUCUCAGACCAGAUAUUUAGCUUUUUACGAUUCAAUAAAAAUGUGUUAUGUGAUGGCCUUCAUGAAAUGAGCAGAUGAUCAAAUUGUUUCCUUUCAUUGGCCGAUUGCUGGCCCAAGUGGUACCAAUAUCUCUUCUGGACCAUGGACGAAUAUACGCAGUAAAAUUACCAUGUAUUAGCACGUAUUAUUUACCAUGAGAUAUUCUAAUUACAAUACAUUAUGCUAAUUAGCAUACAUUAUGCAAAUGUGCGUGAGGUAUGCCGAGAUGAGUUCACACUUAAUCGGUCGUCAGCACUAAUUCUUAAAUGGCUGUCUACUAUUCAGGCUUUUUGGAAAAUAAAAUAUUCUAUGAAUAAAAUGA
Lethenteron reissneri (Far Eastern brook lamprey) is the source of this 2886-nucleotide messenger RNA. It is a transcript of the gene ABHD14B, whose product is annotated as abhydrolase domain containing 14B. The record is from RefSeq and is a predicted model, not a curated record. NCBI's taxonomy places the organism in Eukaryota, Metazoa, Chordata, Hyperoartia, Petromyzontiformes, Petromyzontidae. Gene Ontology annotation, cellular component: cytoplasm. Gene Ontology annotation, molecular function: hydrolase activity. Gene Ontology annotation, biological process: positive regulation of transcription by RNA polymerase II.